AUGUCAAUAAUUAUUAUAGUAUACGAAAAUCCACAAUUACAAAGUCCAGAGUAUUUCGAGAAUGUUUUACCAAGACUUUGUCAAUUAGUUCGCAGCUUGUCAUUACCGGCAAAAGCUGAACUUGUACGCUUUUGGGCAAAAUUUAAUGAAUCGCAAAUGCUUCAACUUGUUAUUUCUUUACAACAAUACUUAACAUGUACCGUCGUUAAUAUUCUCGCAUGCUCAGAUACCGAUAUACUGACAUCGAUAGAUAUUUCUCUAUCCAACAUCUUAUACAACUUAGACAUGCUCUAUUUGGCUAACUGCUUAGGCGGUAUAACACGUCAAAGUAACCUUGCUCAUUCUGAGAUAGUAACAAAUCAAGCUAGUACUACCGCCAAUGCUGAUGCAAGAAGUGAUCAAGUUGGCGUCUUUAUGAGAACCGUUGGUGGGCUUCGUCGAAAACAAGACAUUAGACAUCAUGAGCUACAGAGACUACUUAAUAUUGAUCCUGCUAUUUGCCGUCGCCCAAUCGUUACGUUUAGUGCAUUUUAUAAUGAGGCAUUAAGUGAUGCAAUCGAUCCUCGCUACGAUUAUCGAAGAUUUACUGUUAAUGACAUAUGUUUAUUGGACUUUCCUUGCGUUAUUAUGCCCUUUAAUAAAACGCAGUAUCUUUCGUUGGAUUGUCGUUUACGACAGAAUGACGAAAUUGGCGCGGCAAUUAUUUUAAGCCUACUCAAUCGUGAUGUACCUAAUCCAUUUUUAAUAAUUCGUGUUCGUAGAGAUCAUCUUAUUGAAGAUGCUUUAUGGCAGCUGGAGCAUGUUUCAGAUGAUAAUCCAAGUGCUUUAUUAAAACAAUUGAGAAUUAAAUUUGUCGGAGAAGAAGGUGUAGACGAUGGUGGACUUUCCAAGGAAUUUUUCGUACUUAUCAAUCAGGAAAUUUUUAAUCCAGAAUAUGCUAUGUUUAGGUACAAUGAAAAAGCUGGGACUUAUUGGUUUACACCUGAUUCUUAUGAAACAGAUGCACAAUAUAAGCUAGUUGGUAUACUUGUAGGAUUAGCUAUCUACAAUGGCAUCAUUUUAGACGUUACCUUCCCUAUGGCUUUGUAUAGGAAACUAUAUGGGCAGAAAUUAAUUUUGGAAGACUUAAGUGAUUGCUUUCCAGAAAUUUGGCAAAGCUUGGUAAACUUAUUAAAUUAUGAAGGCGAUGUGGAAAAUGACUUCAUGUAUACUUUUAAAAUUAGUUACACAAACGUAUUUGGUGAUGCAGUUACUGUAGAUCUUGUGGAGAAUGGUGGUGAAAUUUCUGUAAAUAAGAACAACAGGGAGGAAUUUAUUAGACUUUACACGGAAUUUCUAUUAACAAAUUCGGUCAAAAAUCAGUUUGAUGCUUUCAAAAAGGGUUUCAACAUGGUAACUGAGGAUUCUUUGCUCAAAUACUUGUUUCGACCUGAUGAAGUUGAUAUGCUUGUAUGCGGUAGUAAGUGUUUAGAUUUUCAUGAGCUAGAAAGAGUUACAUAUUAUGAUGGAGGAUUAACAAAAGAUUCAACCUUAGUCAAGGAUCUUUGGGAAGUAGUACAUUCUUUCGAUGAAGAAAGUAAACGUAAAUUCUUAAAAUUUACGACUGGUAGUGAUCGCGUACCAGUUGGAGGAUUAUCAAAAAUUAUGUUUCGCGUUAUUAAAAAUGGUGACGAUUCUACUAGGCUACCGACUUCUCAUACAUGCUUCAACGUGUUAAUGUUAUGUAAUUAUUCCAGUAAAGCAAAGCUUAAAGAACGGUUACUCUAUGCAAUUAACAAUGGAAAUGCUGGUUUCGGUCUCUCAUAA
Trichoplax adhaerens is the source of this 1806-nucleotide messenger RNA. RefSeq lists its product as uncharacterized. The transcript has 9 exons. Gene Ontology annotation, molecular function: ubiquitin protein ligase activity. The record is from RefSeq and is a predicted model, not a curated record. Gene Ontology annotation, biological process: protein polyubiquitination. Bases 1 to 1806 code for a protein of 601 amino acids. Lineage: Eukaryota; Metazoa; Placozoa; Uniplacotomia; Trichoplacea; Trichoplacidae.